This is a messenger RNA of Syngnathoides biaculeatus (alligator pipefish), 2682 nucleotides long. RefSeq names its product ataxin-1-like. Gene Ontology annotation, cellular component: nucleus. NCBI's taxonomy places the organism in Eukaryota, Metazoa, Chordata, Actinopteri, Syngnathiformes, Syngnathidae. The record is from RefSeq and is a predicted model, not a curated record. Gene Ontology annotation, molecular function: RNA binding; protein binding. The transcript has 3 exons. Bases 100 to 2556 code for a protein of 818 amino acids. Gene Ontology annotation, biological process: negative regulation of transcription by RNA polymerase II; nervous system development.
CCCUGACAAAGAGAGAAGACAUUAACGCUGUCAGUGAGAGGGAGAGACUCUGAAGACAAUAGAAGUGCUAACAGAGAUAUUCAAAACCAAUCUGGCACAAUGAAGUCCAACCAGGAGCGAAGUAAUGGAUGCCUGCCACCUAAAAAACGUGAAAUCCUAGCACUGGAGCAGAGGCCAGUGGCAGUGGCUACAUCAACUCCUCCAGUAGUUCAUCACAAUCCUGCUCCGCACACGGAGAACCUCGCAUGGCUGGCAAGUGUAGCCAGUGAACGAUGCAGGUCCCGAGACUCAGAGAGCCCGAGAUGUCCCAUACCAUCUACUUCCUCUUCUUCUCCUCCUACUAUUCCAACGUCGGCAACUACUCUAUCGGCAGUGCCGUUGGCCUCCCUACCUGCAGUUUACCCCACAGCCAUUCCUCAGUCCACAGGAACCAUCCAGUUUGCCCAGCUUGGACCCAAUGUUCAGUUCAUAAGCUCCGGACCCUAUGCUAGCUACAUCUCCUCUCACGUAGUUCCCGCUAAUACCAGCCCUAUAGGACAGCGUCCUCACCUCGAUGGUUACACCACUGCCCUGAUCUCGCCUGGCACCAAAGGGGAACAACAGUUCCAAAUUGGCCUCUCGCCCACAGAGCUCGCUCCAGUCACUCUUCCAAGCUCUCCGCAAGUCACCAGUCAGUACAUCCAUCUUGAUAGCAGAACACCUCUGGCUGUCAGUGGAGCCGCCGUCUCUACAACACCUGGAACUCACCUCCAGCUCCACCCUCAUACUGCUGUCCUGCCUCAAACGCUCACCCUCGCUCCCUCCCAGUUGGUUGUUCAGUAUACAGAUGGUUCUGCUGGAAAGAAACCAGAGGUGCACGCUAAGAGUGUGAUGAACGGUGAGCUAGAAGUUGUCAAACCGAUUAAAGCUCCCACCCAACCAGCAAAUCAUCAGCAAGUUCAGAGCUUUGAGGCACGACACAUCCUCGUGCCAGCAGACUAUGGCCAGAACCCAUCAGGACUUCAGACCUCCCUAGUACUUGUGGCCCAACCGAACCACAGCACUGAUCAAGAACAUGGCUCAAAUAAGAUUUCCUUGGUUCAGACUGAAAAGGGAAGCAUCUGUUUGGGAAAACCCAUUUCGAGAUCUCCCUCCUUCUCCUCGCUCUCGUCAUCGGAGGCGAUGAAGUCUGUCACACCCCAUACAGUCAUUCAGACGACUCUUCCCCCUGACGAGUUGCCAGCCAGUCUUUAUUCUUCCUCACAAGCACCCAUCAUUGGCUAUAUCACCAGUGCCAACCAGCACGCAGUCAGCUACCAUGCAGCGUUGCCACAACACCUGGUCAUUCCAAGUGGUCAGUCACUGCUCAUCCCAGUCAGCAGUGCAAAUAGCAGUACAGAAAUGGAGACCAGCCGUGCUGUCAGCUCCCUGACGGCGACCACAACGCCUCAAAUAUCCACCGCCAUGCCUCACGCCUAUCUUGCAACUGCCCUAUCCAAAUGUGAGCCAAUAGGCCCAGAUGGAAGUCAAGUUCCUCCUGCUCUAGCCCCAUCUCCAGCCCUCCCAGCCUUGCCUUCAAACCAAGUCCCUGCAGUAGUCGCUGCUUCCUCCCCAGCCCCAGCUCCAGCUACUGUUUCUGCCAAUACUUCCAUCCAAGCUUCCUCCGCUAUCUCCUCUCCCUCCUCCCCUGUGGCACUUCCGCCAUUCUUUAUGCGAGGCUCUAUCAUCCAGCUUGCUGAUGGAGAGUUGAAGCGUGUGGAGGAUCUCAAAACCGAGGACUUCAUCCAGAGUGCAGAGAUCAGCAGUGAGCUGAAGAUUGACUCCAGCACGGUUGAGCGAAUCGACAGCGGCCAGAAUCCUAAUGCUGUGGUCAUUCAGUUUUCUGUGGGGGAGCUCAAAGCCCAGGUGUGUGUGGAGGUGCUGGUGGAAUAUCCCUUUUUCGUAUUUGGACAGGGGUGGUCAUCUUGCUGUCCUGACCGGACCACGCAGCUCUUUGAGCUGUCCUGCGCUAAACUAUGUGUAGGUGAUGUUUGUGUGUCUCUUACACUUCGAGGACUAAGGAAUGGUUCUCUACCAGACAGCCAGGCGAUGGGAGCUUCGUUGAAGACCGCAAGACUCUCUGACCCAGGUAACAACACAGAUCCCUCUGUAAGCAACAGUGCGAGGUCAAACACUGCGAGCAUGAACAGCGGACUUCUUAUAAAGGCUUCCAGUGUCAGAAGGAUACCUGGAUCUACGUCUGGACGGCCGAUACCACUAGAAAUGGGACUGAAUCCAGGAUCAAUGCAGGGGAUCUGUGGAGGAGAAUCUGUCCUGGCAAUCUCUGGAAUUGCGGGUAUAAGAGAUGGAUCAGAGAAAACAGAUAUGACCACCCUCCGCAAUAUACAGUCCAGAGAUCCAGAAAGAACCACUGUCCGCAAGAGACGAUGGUCCGCUCCGGAGCGGGAUCAGACUGAAAGGGUGGAGGGGGAGCCUCCGUGGACUCAACUCAAACCCUCCAUCAUCUCUCAGGAGGUGAAAAUCAGCAUAGAGGGCCACUCGAGCAGCGGCAGAGAAAAAUGCUUGAUCAAACUGUAGUCUGUCGAGGGAGCUUCAAAGAAACAUGUUCAGACACCUUCAACAAAGUACAGUGUGUGGUCACGCACACCGUGCAAUCAGUGCAAUCAAUGCUGUAAGCAAAAAUAAGUGCAGUGUGAAUGUUGA